This is a messenger RNA of Fukomys damarensis (Damara mole-rat), 3003 nucleotides long. It is a transcript of the gene Srf, whose product is annotated as serum response factor. The record is from RefSeq and is a predicted model, not a curated record. Bases 277 to 1191 code for a protein of 304 amino acids. NCBI's taxonomy places the organism in Eukaryota, Metazoa, Chordata, Mammalia, Rodentia, Bathyergidae. The transcript is spliced from 7 exons.
AGGUGGGAGUGACCGCACGCGGAGCAAGGGGCCCCUGCGGAGCGCAGAGGAGUGCGCGCCACGAGACAGGGUUGGCGGUCAGCGAGCCCCAGUUCCGGCGUCGGAGAAGGGCAAGGGAGAGCCGGGACACGGGCGAAGGUGUGGAGAUGAGGCUGGAGCUGUUCGUGUUGGAGGAAGGCCUAUGAGCUGUCCACGCUGACAGGGACACAGGUGCUGUUGCUGGUGGCCAGUGAGACAGGCCAUGUGUAUACCUUUGCCACCCGCAAACUGCAGCCCAUGAUCACCAGUGACACCGGCAAGGCACUGAUUCAGACCUGCCUCAACUCGCCAGACUCUCCGCCCCGCUCUGACCCCACCACAGACCAGAGAAUGAGCGCCACUGGCUUCGAAGAGACCGAUCUCACCUAUCAGGUGUCAGAAUCUGACAGCAGUGGGGAGACCAAGGACACACUGAAGCCAGCGUUCACCGUCACCAACCUGCCGGGUACCACCUCCACCAUCCAAACAGCACCCAGCACCUCUACCACCAUGCAAGUCAGCAGUGGCCCCUCCUUCCCCAUCACCAACUACCUGGCACCAGUGUCUGCUAGUGUCAGCCCCAGCGCUGUCAGCAGUGCCAACGGGACUGUGCUGAAGAGUACAGGCAGCGGUCCUGUCUCCUCUGGGGGCCUCAUGCAGCUGCCUACCAGCUUCACCCUUAUGCCUGGUGGGGCAGUAGCCCAGCAGGUCCCAGUGCAGGCCAUUCAGGUGCACCAGGCCCCACAACAAGCGUCUCCUUCUCGUGACAGCAGCACAGACCUCACGCAGACCUCCUCCAGUGGGACAGUGACAUUGCCUGCCACCAUCAUGACAUCAUCCGUGCCCACAACUGUGGGCGGCCACAUGAUGUACCCCAGUCCCCAUGCGGUGAUGUAUGCCCCCACCUCGGGCCUGGCUGAUGGCAGCCUCACCGUGCUCAAUGCCUUCUCCCAGGCGCCAUCCACCAUGCAGGUGUCCCACAGCCAGGUCCAGGAGCAAGGUGGUGUCCCACAGGUAUUUCUGACGGCGCCAUCCGGGACAGUACAGAUUCCUGUGUCUGCAGUUCAGCUUCACCAGAUGGCUGUGAUAGGGCAGCAGGCCGGCAGCAGCAGCAACCUCACCGAGCUGCAGGUGGUGAACCUGGACGCCUCCCACAGCACCAAGAGUGAAUGAUCCGCCCGCCGCCCUGGACAGACCGCCCAAGGGACGGCACCACUUAUUUAUUGUUGCCUUUUCACGUUUUCUUUACACACAUGUUGAUGGGCGCAGGAGGGAGGUGGGGUGGAGGAGUGGGCAGCCACAGGACUAUGCCCUCUCACUCCAGCCAAAGAAAUGGGCCUGCCCGCCCUCCACCUGUCCUCCCGCACCCUCCCUCCCUGCCUCCUCCUUCAGACUCCCCUCCCCAGCUUGGCUCGAUGUUUGCCAUGAGUAUUAGCUUACCCAAUGGGACUGUGCCCCCUUCCCACUCACAGGCCUUCUGUGGGGUUGGGCACUGUGUGUCCCGUGUCCCAUCCGCCCUCCCUGAGGAAGCAGUCGGGGCCCUCUCGCUAGCCUCCUUGCUGACCCCAGGUCAGCACUGUCUGCCACAGGCUGGCUCACAAGAGGCCCGCCCUGCUCCUCAGGGAGCCAGCUGGGGAGCCAGGGUGCCCCCACACCCCCACACCGUCCUCUGCCCCUUCAGCUCCUAAGCAGCUGGGCCUGCGCAGGGCCGGUUCCUGGGGCUGCCGUCCUGCCUUGCCGUGCCCCAAGGACCUCCAGGGGCACUUGGGUUGGAGGGAACCACCAGUGUUCCCUUCUUCCCCUUGUCUUCCCCCCUCUCCUCCCAGCUGCUUUAAAGUUGAUUUUGAACUUUUUAUUUGAGGAGACGAAGUGAAAACAAAUCUAUAAAUAUAUAUUUUUAAAAUAUUUAACUUUUUUUUAUGGCGUUUUUCUCAUUCCCCUCUCUGCCCAAACUCCCUCUCCCUGGGGAGCCCUUAGGCUCCCCAGUACUGGCAGGGCCCCUGGGGCCAGAGCCACCCCAUGAGCUUGGGGUCCUCCAGUGUGGGGGGGGAGAUUCUGGGAUGGCCCCAUCCUGGAUUGCUGCCAGGAGAGAGCCAGGAAAGGAGCCCUCAGGCCAUGCCCCAACGGGGUGGGGAGGGUCACCCACAGCUCUGGGCCUCUUUUUGCCCUUUAGGGCUGUCACUAGAGAAAGGGAAGAGGGAGACCAAAUGUGGGGGUGGGUGCGGGAGGGUGUCAGGCAGAGGCAACUGACUUACUUCAUUUGUGCCACACGCAUGGGCAUUGCAACCUUGUGCUCCCUCCCCCAGGCCUGCAGCUGCCUGGGGCCCAAGUUGCAGUGAGCAGGGUGUUGUCUGGGAGGGGGGCAGAGGCAGCAAUGGGGGUCACAAGCGGGAGCGGCUCUUGGGCUGAGUGCAGAAUAGGGAGCCAGAAAUGGGCAGCUCUCCCAGGGAGUGAGCAGCUACUGUAACUUUUUUAAAUUAAGACAAAAAGCCUUGAAGAAAAUGACUUUAUUUUUCUAAGUGUAACCUCAGUAUUUAUGUAAUUUGUACAGGGGCCAUGCCCCAAACCCCUCCCCCCUGGGGUAGAUCUUGAGGGUGGGCCUGCAUGGGGCAGGGUCUUUUACCCUGUGUCACAGCCUGCCUUCACUAGGGGUGUCCAGAAAGGGGCGUUUUCCAAACCGGGCAGCAGCUGGAGCAGACCUUUCUUAACCCUCCCACUGCCUUCAGUCAGAACAAGCCUCCCUCUGUGGUCAGGUGAAGCGUGGGGGGAGACUACGCACAGCCUGCGAACCCCCUGACCUCUACCCAGUGGUUGUCUUGCCCCAUGUAGGGUGCCAAGAUGGAAAUUACCUUUCUGGGCUUUCUCCUGGAGAUAGCUGGGGGUUUGGGGUGGCUUUUAAGGCUGGGGCGUGGCAAAUCAGGGUCAGAGGGGGGAGCGCGGGACUCAGGUCUGUAACUGCCCAGCCCCGCCGCUCUGCUCGUUUCA